UGUGGUUGUUCAGCCAAAUGGUGGCCAAGCUGUUCAUGCAUUACCGUACCCUAACGGCAUAUACAAAAUUAUAGCUCGUGGAAGUCAGACAGCGGGUUUAUUUACGAUUAUUGAAGGGUUAGUGUACAUCAAUGAAGGAGCUCGAACCCAUUACCACAUGAAAGAAGAUGAAACAUUCUAUGUUGUUAACGGUACUCUUCAAUUUUAUGUUGCUGGUGAUCAAUUUUGUGCACCAGCCGGUACAACUGUUUAUAUUCCACGAAAUGUCACACAAUCGGUUCGAAAUAUUAAUUCAAAGCCAGCCCAUGUGCAAAUAUUAUUCGCACCGCCGGGCAGAGAAAAUUAUUUGGAACAAGUCAGUCCCAUAUA
Molecule: messenger RNA, 369 nt
Organism: Didymodactylos carnosus
Lineage: Eukaryota; Metazoa; Rotifera; Eurotatoria; Philodinida; Philodinidae
Source: the annotation of a GenBank genome assembly